Molecule: messenger RNA, 1281 nt
Organism: Adineta ricciae
Lineage: Eukaryota; Metazoa; Rotifera; Eurotatoria; Adinetida; Adinetidae
Source: the annotation of a GenBank genome assembly
AUGGCAUCUUCGCAUGUUUUCCAUCGUUCUCUUAUAUAUGAGCCUCUAUUGGCUGUACGAGCAGAAGGUAAUUAUAUUUAUCUUCAAGAUGGCCGAAAACUACUCGAUGGUAGCGGCGGUGCUGCCGUGACAAGCAUUGGACAUGGAGAUAAACGUGUCAUUGCAAGUAUUCUCGAUCAAUUGCAAACAGUUGACUAUGUACAUUCCGGAACAUUUGCUAAUAAGGCAGCUGAAGAACUGGCCAAUGAACUUAUCGAAGAAAGUGGCAUGGCAAGAGCAGUCUUUGUAUCCGGCGGCUCUGAAGCGAUAGAAUCAGCCAUUAAACUCGCUAGACAGUAUCAUUUGGAAAACAAACAACCUGAAAGAGUGAAUUUUAUCGCUCGAAAGCAGAGCUAUCAUGGUAAUACACUUGGUGCGCUUGGUCUUUGUAGACAUACGGCACGUCGCGCACCUUUUCUACCGUAUUUUUCAUCGUAUUUUCAUUAUGUUUCACCUUGCUUUGCUUAUCAUUACAAAUUGGACAACGAAACUGAUGAAGACUAUGUCAAGCGUCUCGCCGAUGAGCUGGAAGCUAAAUUCCAAGAACUUGGUCCCAAUACAGUUGCGGCCUUUUUCGCUGAGACAAUUGUCGGUGCUACAAGUGGUUGCACUCCAGCAGUACCCGGUUACUUCAAAGCAAUGCGUGACGUAUGUGAUCGGCAUGGUGCUCUACUUGUUCUUGACGAGAUCAUGUGUGGCGUUGGUCGAACGGUUUUAGGAAAGGGACUUGGUGGUGGUUAUGCACCACUUGCAGCUGUCCUCAUGUCCAACAAAGUCAUCAGUGCUUUUCUUGCUGGUUCAGGUGCAUUCAAUAAUGGAUACACGUAUCAAUCACAUGCUGUAGGAUGUCGAGCUGCAUUAGAAGUUAUUAAAAUAAUGAAAGAAGAUGGAUUGAUCGAGCAAUGUCACCAACGUGGUCUGUUUUUGGAAAAGAUUCUUAACGAAAAACUGUCUGAUCAUGCACAUGUUGGCAACAUUCGUGGUCGUGGCUUAUUUUGGUCGGUGGAAUUUAUCAAAAAUAAAGCGACAAAGGAAAUGUAUCCAUCUACUUGCUUAUUCAUUGAUUCAAUCAUAAAGGAAUGUAUAGAACAUGGAGUCGUCAUAUAUCCUGGAUCGAAAGGUACCGCUGAUGGAGUCAAUGGAGAUCAUGUGCUAAUUGCGCCUCCAUAUACAAUAACGGAAGACGAACUUGUUUUUCUCGUCGAUAGUUUGAAAAGUUCGAUUGAAGUUGUCUUGAAUUAA